This is a messenger RNA of Protopolystoma xenopodis, 439 nucleotides long. The record is from the annotation of a GenBank genome assembly. NCBI's taxonomy places the organism in Eukaryota, Metazoa, Platyhelminthes, Monogenea, Polystomatidea, Polystomatidae.
ACCACUUAGGAAUAUAGAAUAUGGUGUUUCUCGGGGUAUUGACUUUAAGCUGGUCAGCAACGUCGUAAAUUUCGACUUCCCAGUUACUCCUUCAUUAUAUGUACAUCGAGUUGGUCGAACUGCUAGAGUGGAUCAAAUGGGCACCGCCCUCUCUUUAGUGAAUCAAGCGGAAGCACCUUUAUUAACACAAGUUGAACGACUUCUAGCUGCUUCUUCUCAUAAAUCUGCUGAGCAACAAACUGGUAAUUGUUUUUGUUGGUACUAUAUUUUUCCAGAAAUAGGAUUAAUUGCUCAGCAGUCCUUUUUAUUUACCGAUCGUUGUUUGCUAGGUUCAUCAUGUCGAUUCUUUCAUUUUAAAAUAUUAGAUGGACUAAAUGUUCUGGAUAAAACGAGGAAACCUUUGGGGGACAAAACAAAGUUAAAUUCAUUUGAAUCUUGA